Molecule: messenger RNA, 855 nt
Organism: Populus trichocarpa (black cottonwood)
Lineage: Eukaryota; Viridiplantae; Streptophyta; Magnoliopsida; Malpighiales; Salicaceae
Exons: 2
Coding region: 60-623 (187 amino acids)
Source: RefSeq, a predicted model, not a curated record
GAGCCAAAAAAUUCAGACAUGUCGGUAUUGAGCAGUCUUUGAAGAAUAAAUUUGACCGAAUGUAUUCCAACAUUGUCGCAACUGGAGCGUAUGCAUGGGCUCCUUCAUCAGGUGUACCUGCUGACAGUGAUGUUGAUCCUGGUACAAGCAAUGCCGAUAUUGCUCAUGAUGGUUUGGAAGAGGGCAGCGGUGAUUCGGAGGAAGACGUGAUUCCAGAUUUCCAGACUGACAUGGCUCGAAUGGUUGGAGGGAUAAAUAUGUCUAGCAGCAGCAACACAAAAAGCGGUGACAAAAGAAAAGAACGAGAUCAUUAUGAUGUGCGAGAUAGAAAGAAGAAAACAUCUGGAAUUCAGCUGCUGUCAAGGUGCAAUCAACUACUUGAGAGUAUAUCGACUAAGAGUGAUUCCACGUCUGUUAAUUUGGAUCGCGAAGGCUGUAGUAUUCGCGAGGUGAUGGCCGAGCUGCACUCAAUUCCUGGAGUUUCAAUUGAAGAUGAGUUCCACGACUUUGCUACAGAGUAUUUGAGUUUAAGAAGGAAAAGAGAAAUGUGGGCUAGUAUGGGUGAUAAGGAGCAGAAGUUGAGAUGGCUGCAACGAAUGUAUGCACGCACUAAACGUGCUUAGCUGACAUGAAUAAUGGGAUGCCGGUUUUAAAAAUGAGUUUUUUCCAAUUGCCGAAGUUUAUCCGAGUCAUUGUAUUCUUCCACAUUUCGUGUUGAGAUAUAUGGGCAUUUCCAUUUGCGGUAAUUUGUUUAUUGUUGUAUUUAUAUUAAACUACUUUUCGGGAGCUAAUAUACUUGUAUGAGGAUAUUGUUAGUUUUUAAUGUUGUAUUUUAUCAAUGAAUUAAAACUGUCA